Hibiscus syriacus is the source of this 1631-nucleotide messenger RNA. RefSeq names its product probable WRKY transcription factor 4. The coding region runs from base 87 to 1424 and encodes 445 amino acids. The transcript has 4 exons. Gene Ontology annotation, biological process: regulation of DNA-templated transcription. The record is from RefSeq and is a predicted model, not a curated record. Gene Ontology annotation, molecular function: DNA-binding transcription factor activity; sequence-specific DNA binding. NCBI's taxonomy places the organism in Eukaryota, Viridiplantae, Streptophyta, Magnoliopsida, Malvales, Malvaceae.
AAACCAUGGAGAAGAACCAACCAAUUUACAAAGAUCAAAGCUUUACAAACUGAAAAACAAGAAAAGUACAAAAUCUUCCUGGGAAAAUGGAAGAGCAAAGGCAAAGAUCAAAGCUUUCAGCUCCGACAUACCCCACAAUAACUCUACCACCACCAAGAGCCGCCGUUGACUAUGGUGGCCUGUUUCCGAACGGUUCAGGGCUGAGCCCAGGUCCCAUGACCCUGGUUUCAUCUUUUUUCUCGGACCCUGACUCUACAAACAGGUCCUUUUGUCAGCUCUUAGCAGGCGCCAUGGCUUCACCUGGGGCUAAACUGCCCUACAAUUCGAGGGAUUGUUCAUUUAUGGAAGUGGGGUUUGAAAAGAAUGGACCUUUGAAUUUUCCUGGUUUAAGCCCUUCUGGUUUCUUUUGCCUUUCUCCUCAGAGUCCGUUCGGGAUAUCGCACCAGCAAGCCUUGGCACAGGUCACGGCUCAAGCUGCGGUAGCACAAUCUCAACCGGAAUAUCGAACUUUAUCAGUACCAGCUCCAUGGGAACAAUCGAAUUCGAACCCUAGGCCCGGUAUUGGUACCGAAUCGGAGCAGCGUUCGGCCUCGGAUACUCGAAGUUCGGUGAUUGAAUACUCGGGAGCUUCUCAGUUGGAUAAAAAAGGUGUUGAUAAACCAGCUGAAGAUGGAUACAAUUGGCGUAAGUAUGGGCAGAAGCAUAUUAAAGGCUGCGAGUAUCCUCGGAGUUACUACAAGUGUACACAUCCGAAUUGCCGUGUCCGGAAGAUCGUCGAGCGAUCCGCCGAGGGCCAAAUAACCGAAAUCGUUUACAAAAGCGUACACAAUCACGAAAAGGCGAAUGGUGGAGGUGAUGGAAACACUAAUUCACAGGCUGCAACUGGAAAUUUGAACAACUUAAAUGAAGUUGUAAAUGCUGAUUCCAUACCUGGGAAUGAUCAUGAACCUACUCGAGCUGUGGAGUUGUCGGGACUAAGUGAUGGUGAGGAACGAUGUGAUGAAGAGAGUCGAGAAGAACGAGACAAUGACGAACCGAAUCAGAAAAGAAGGAAUACUGCAGGAGAAGCUGCAGUGGUGUUGUCACACAAGACGGCAACGGAAGCGAAACUUAUCGUGCAAACGAGAAGUGAAGUCGACCUUUUAGCCGACGGCUAUCGGUGGCGCAAAUACGGUCAGAAAGUUGUCAAAGGGAACCCCCAUCCAAGGAGCUACUACAAAUGCACGAGUGCAGGAUGCAACGUUCGGAAGCACGUGGAAAGAGCUUCGUCCGAUCCCAAGGCUGUUGUAACAACAUACGAGGGGAAACACAAUCACGACGUCCCAGCAGCGGCCAAAAAUAGCAGCCACAAUGCGGUUGGCAACGGUUUGCCUCGGCCGAAAUCACAACACGACGGCAUCUCUGAGAAGCCAGUAAGAGUGUAAUCUCUGCUACUAAAACAUAUUAACCGGUCGUUCGGCUGUCGAUCAUAGCCGAACAUCCGGUUAUGAAAUGAACAAUAUAUACUAAUUCUUAGGUUUGUUAAUGGUAAACAUGUAUAAUAAAGGUUAUUAAUUUGUGUUGAUUGAAUAUUAGUUUGAUUGACAUUGUUAUUAUAAUAAUACUAAGUGAAAUCCUAAAAGUUAUUUGUA